AUGACGCAGUCUCUGUUCACACCUUCGGAAUGUUUAGCCCUUCUGGCUGUAUUUAGUGAUGCCUGCAAAGAGGUCGAAUUAUUGUCGAAUAUUGGAAAACAUAAUUUCACUUCUCAAAAUAGAUCAUCUGGGUGUGCACAAACUAAUCAAGACACGUUGCUCACAGAACUGAACAAAAUAUUCUUCCAGACUUUGCUACGCUAUGAAAAAUCCAGACGUGAAGACUACCUGGAGCUGCCGGAUGGCACAUUUCGUAAACUGAACGAACAUGAGAGUAUCAAAGUUAAAUAUCUGCAAAUAGUAUCCCGAGUAGCUUCAACCUUGCGAAACUUGCUGAUCGAACUUGAUGAGAGUGGUACAUUCACUACUUUGGAAAAGUACAACAAUCAAGAACAAUCAGAACUAGACAAGCUGGCAACGUUUGUCGGAUCUGCAGCGGAAAAAGAACAAGAGCUGGCCAGGUUGCAAGAAGACGUACAAGCUUUGCAAAUGGACAUCCAGAAGGAAUCCGUGGAAUUUGCUGCGACUUUGAGAAAUCUUAAGCAUGAAUUCCAGGAAGUGAGAGAAAUGGCUAAGAUGGUCCUGCAGUACAAAUCCAAAGAAUACACAACCGCUUUACAUGAAAAAAUGGCAGCAAAAACCGGCAAUCUAAGGGAACUUACUGACAAGGUGGAGCGUGUAAAAGCCGUAAUUGCUCAAUCAACACGAGUAAGUGAAGAGACAAACUGUUGGCUCUAUUCGGAUAUUACAAAGAAAGUAAUGCUGUCCGAACUAAUCCCGCAGAACGAUCUUCCACUUAAAGUUUCUCAGCGUCUUGAGCAGAUACGAAAACAACUUGAGGACCACAAAGCCUUGCACGUCAAGUUGCAAGAAGAUUACGAAACAUGUGAUAACAUUUUGCGCGUUGAUCAGCGCGAGAAAGACGCUAUUCGACUGAGAGAAGAAUAUACCAAGCGAGUUAUAAUGUCCGUCAUUCAGAUUCAGUCCUGGUGGCGCACAAUGGUUGCAGUACGUGGGAUUCGCCUGCGCAGGAAACGUAAGGGGAAGAAGAGCGCGAAGUACAAAAAAACUACUGAAGAAGAUAAACCGACUGAGACAGCUACAUAG
Molecule: messenger RNA, 1107 nt
Organism: Opisthorchis viverrini
Lineage: Eukaryota; Metazoa; Platyhelminthes; Trematoda; Opisthorchiida; Opisthorchiidae
Exons: 1
Coding region: 1-1107 (368 amino acids)
Biological process (GO): cilium organization
Cellular component (GO): cytoplasm; motile cilium
Source: RefSeq, a predicted model, not a curated record